AUGAUCUUAUCCCUGUUUGGUCUCAUUGCUGCCAGCUGCUUGAUCAAGGUCCUACUUAUAAUCUAUGCAAUCCUCUUGGGAAUUUUGCUACUUGGGCAAGUCGUCGCCAUCAUCGUCCUCGCCACGCAGAAACAGAUGGCAAAGUGUUGCGGCCUGAAUAGUGGAGCCGAUUUUGGCGGAACCAGUAUGCUUAUCUGCUGCGCCUUGGAUGGAAGCAAAAAGCCCCUCGAUCCUACUUGCGCAAUAACACAAACCACUACGAAUAGCUUUUACUUCACUGGCUGCUACGGAGUGCUGUCUGCAGAGUUUCUUAACUGGAUCAACAUAAUCAUCAUCUGCGUUGCUGUCGGUAUUGGCAUACAGGUAGACGACAUGUCCUCCAACAUCAUUCUACAUGACUUUCAGUGUUUCAUGCUGGUAUUACCGGGUAGUUGUUGCUAUAGAGGUUGUUUCCCAUGUGACAAGUAG
Molecule: messenger RNA, 468 nt
Organism: Dibothriocephalus latus
Lineage: Eukaryota; Metazoa; Platyhelminthes; Cestoda; Diphyllobothriidea; Diphyllobothriidae
Source: the annotation of a GenBank genome assembly